Molecule: messenger RNA, 1227 nt
Organism: Closterium sp. NIES-65
Lineage: Eukaryota; Viridiplantae; Streptophyta; Zygnematophyceae; Desmidiales; Closteriaceae
Source: the annotation of a GenBank genome assembly
AUGCUACCGUACCUCUUCCCUGACCUUGCUGCCUUUCCCAGAGUCGCUGAUCUCUUUACCCACCUCCGCGCUAGUGACACUCGCUACCGAGCUGCGCUUCCUGCUGACUUCUGCGCCGCAAACCCCCCUCCCAUGUACAUCACUCUCUACUUUCUCGUCACCCGUCUCCCUGAGUCCCUUCGUGUAGUUAGGGACCAGUUUCUCUCUGUCUGUCCCACCACCCUCACUGUCGACCUCCUCGAGAAGUCCCUGCUAGCGGCCGAGAAGAGCAUAGUCGCUGUAGGGGCCUCUCGUGGUGACCCUCGCACCCCCAUCUUUGAGGGUCGGUCGGUGCGGCGUCUGCCCCCAGCGGUAGGCGCCGCUCUGGCAGGGGCAAGGGGGGCAAGGGAGCGGGUGGAGCUAGCGGGGGCGGUGGCGGAGGAGGUGGGGGCGGCGGGGGGGGUGGGGGUGGCGGUGGGGGUGGUGGCGGGAGUGGAGGUACUAGUGGCGGCAGUGGAGGCGGAGGCGGCGGCGGAGGUGGUGGUGGAGGUAGCGGUGGGAGCGGCGGGGGCGAGGGUGGCGGUGACGGCGGUGGCGGCGGAGGCGGGGGUGGCGGUGGUGGAGGUGGUCGGAGUGACUCGUCCCAGCGGAGCAGCACUGGGGGUGGUCAGCGCCAGCAGUACUAGCAACACCAGCAGCAGCAGCAGCGCUCUCGCGACGUCCCCGCUCCUCAGCAGCUCCUGUGGGGGCGCCCACUCCGCCCGCCGCUGCUUUAGCCGCCUGACAGACGCUUGGCGCCAGCAGUUUCCGGAGGCCUCUAAGAUCCCCCGCUGGGGAGAGCUGUCUAGGGCUGGUGUAGCUAUUUUUUAUCUUGACUUUGAUGCUAUCCUUGCUGCCAUGUAUGCUGUGACUGUUAGUCAUGAGGGUGACUGUUACCGGUGUUUCCUGCCCGACCCGGGCAUUGGUACUGCUGCUCUAGGUACUGGUGAGGCUGCUGCUCUAGGUGCCAGUGCGUCUGUACUCUCAGGUACUGGUGAGUCUGCACUCUCAGGUACUGUGUCGGCUUCGGCCUCUCACACCUUCACCCUGGACUCUGGGGCGUCUCGCUCCUUCUUUCGGGACCGCACCACUCUCGCGCCGCUUAGUCGGCCGGUUGCGGUGUCCCUGGCUGACCCCUCUGGGGGUCCUGUCCUCUCUCGUUUCUCCACAGUCCUUCCGUGUCCGGCGACUCCCUCUGGCACCCUGUGA